AGCAUGCUGCGGCUACAAAAUAUCGCCAUUUUCCUUUUGUUACUCGCAAGAACAUUAUCCGUCCCGCUGCGGAAACACCUAAGCAAAGAAGCACUCGACAAAUCUGCUGCUGAUAUCAUUAUAAAGACCAAUAAAGAUGCGGACGCGACAUCUCGUCUAUUUGAAGGCGACAUUCAACUCGAGCCAGAAGACCUCGAAUUUCUGCAUCAAACUUCAAGAAUGAAUAAACGUAAUGCACAGCGCAUGCGUCAAGGGUUAUGGCGGACCAAAGUCAUCCCCUAUGAAAUACACUCAUCGCUUGAGAGUGAAGGAUUCCGGGAGCCUAUCGAGGCAGCAAUUAAAGAAUUACAUAAACACACUUGCAUUCGAUGGGUUCCACGAACAGCUGAAAAACCUUGGGUUAAAUUCGUAAAAGGGAAAACGUGUUCAUCCCGUGUUGGAAGGAAGUACUGGAGUGAUGAUUACCAAGAGAUUAUCCUUACGUCCAACUGUAAACACCAAGGAACCAUCUUACACGAGAUGAUGCACGCUACAGGUUUCUGGCACGAGCAAUCGCGACCUGACAGGGAUCAAUACGUAGAGAUUAUGUGGGAGAACAUUGAACCAGGUCCAAGCGGUGGCUGGAGUUCCUGGUCUUCAUUUUCACCAUGCAGUGACGCCUGCCAAAAAUAUCGCCAGCGAUACUGCACAGCAGUUGACACGAACGAGUGUCCUGGGGCUGACUAUUAUGGUAUCCAAACCAAAUCUGUUAAGUGCAGUUCUCAAGAAUGUUAUGUACACAUUGAUGGUCACUGGAGCAAAUGGUCGCAAUGGUCACAAUGUAGUGCCACUUGUGAUAAAGGAAUUCACACGAGAACGAGGGUUUGCAAUGACCCUGCUCCGAAACGAGGCGGGAAGGCGUGUAAAGGGUCAGCUGUAGACAAGAAAGUAUGUACUAGGAAAAGCUGUGAUUUAGGUCAGGAUGACUGUCAAUUUGAUAGUGAUAUGUGGUGUCAUUGGACCCAAGACAAAACGGACACUAACCCUUGGGAUUGGCAACGAAUAUCAGGUCCUACACAAACAUUUGGGACUGGGCCUAGUGGUGAUCACACUUCCGGUUCAGGAUUUUACAUCUAUUCCGAAGCUUCUGGUCCAGCGACCACUGGAAACACGGCCAGCCUGCUCAGUCGAGCCUUCCCUCCAUCCUCAUCGCGAUGUAUGACGUUUUGGUAUAGUAUGAAUGGCGCUGGAGUUGGAAAUCUCAGGGUUUAUGUCAAGAAUAUUGGAACAUCGAACCUGGAGAUGGUAUGGGACAAGCAAGGGAAUCAAGGCAGUGAAUGGAUGAAGGGUCAAGUUGAUAUACAUAGCUCCACUGAAUAUAAGGUUGUUUUGGAGGCUGUCCGGGGACCUACGUUUCAGGGUGAUAUUGGCCUUGAUGAUAUAACAUUCACAAAUGGACGCUGUGGUGCAUCACAUCCUUCUACUUCAUUGCCCCUAACAACAACAUCAACGACAUCUACAUCACCUUCAACAACUGGCUUACCAUUUACAAUUACAACGUCAUCAAUAUACCAAACUAUUACGUUAUCUCUAACCACAGAUAUGUCAUCUUUAGCAACAAGUACGUCAUCUCCAGAAACAGAUACGUCAUCUCCAACAACAGAUACGUCGUCUACCAUAAGUACGUCUUCCCCAAUAGCAAAUAAAUCAUCACCAUCAACAAGUGCGUCAUCUACCACAAGUACGUCAUCUCCAACAACAGAUACGUCAUCUCAAACAGCUAGUACGACAUCUACCAUAAGUUCGUCUUCCCCAAUAGCAAGUAAAGCAUCUCCAUCAACAAGUGCGCCAUUUCCAACAACAAUUCCAUCAUCUCCAAUACCAAGUACGUCAUCUCGCACAUCAAACACGACAUCUCCAACGACUGCGUCAUCUCCGAAAAUUACUAAUUCAUUACCACCAAACACCGUAUCUUCUGAGUCAGCAACUAGCUCACCUCCCAAAGCAACUACGUCAUUCCAACCGGCAAUAUCUACAACUACUUCAUCGUCAGGCACAGCUGCAUCGUCUCCAAGAACUAUGACAACAUCAUCAAAAACAACUGCUGGAAAUCCGCAGACUUCUUCACAAUUUCCAACAGCAACGUCAUCAUCACAGACAGCAGCAGUCGAGACAACAGAAGUCCACAACUCAGCGGUCCACACAACAACAGUUGCAACAACAGCUGCCCAAACAACUAAGUCAACGAUGACAAUAACGACUGAGCCAGCGAUCAUUGAUGACUUUUGCGACUUUGGCUCUUUACGUCCAACAUUCUGUACGUGGAGUAACGACCCGACUAAUUCUGUUGCGUCAGGGGGGUACGUAUUCGACUGGUGGUGGAUGAAACUACCGACACCAAGUAGGAACACUGGACCAUCUCGUGAUCAUACUACAGGGAAGGGAUAUUACAUCUACUUAGAGUCGUCCACUCCCUUCGAAACUGGUAACAAGGCUAGGCUGCUAAGCAGGCAAUACCAGUCUUCCACGGUCGUGUGUUUAUCUUUUUGGUAUCACAUGUUCGGUGAAACCAUUGGUUCCCUAAGGGUCUAUAUCGAUGUACAAGAGAAAGAAAGACAGCGUGUUUGGGAGAAAAGUGGUAACCAAGGCAACACGUGGAAAAUGGCUCGUGUGUCAAUAAUGAAUAAGUCUUCAUUUAGGAUUGUAUUAGAAGGAGAACGUGGUCCUAGUUACUAUGGUGAUAUUGGUUUAGAUGACGUCACUGUGAAAAGUGGAGAAUGCGAGCCAUAGUUAUGCGAAUACAAUAUCAAAACUAAAACUGUUGCUAGAAUCACAGUACUAUGAAGGCUCACCAUUUUCACAUCCUCAUAUAAAAUUCAUUCUUGAAAAAAAUAAUAAAUUUGUUUUG
Messenger RNA from Exaiptasia diaphana, 2887 nucleotides. RefSeq names its product MAM and LDL-receptor class A domain-containing protein 1. The coding region runs from base 4 to 2769 and encodes 921 amino acids. The transcript has 13 exons. The record is from RefSeq and is a predicted model, not a curated record. Gene Ontology annotation, cellular component: membrane. Gene Ontology annotation, biological process: proteolysis; nervous system development. Gene Ontology annotation, molecular function: metalloendopeptidase activity; zinc ion binding. Lineage: Eukaryota; Metazoa; Cnidaria; Anthozoa; Actiniaria; Aiptasiidae.